Molecule: messenger RNA, 525 nt
Organism: Coccomyxa subellipsoidea C-169
Lineage: Eukaryota; Viridiplantae; Chlorophyta; Trebouxiophyceae; Coccomyxaceae
Exons: 3
Coding region: 1-360 (119 amino acids)
Source: RefSeq, a predicted model, not a curated record
AUGCUCCGAAAAACGACGAGCGUGACCUCCUUGUACUGGGACGGCGAGCACACGCAGAAGACCACCAGGAAAAAAUUCAAGGACAGAGCACAACACCUCUGGCAGAGCUUUGGCCAGAGUGCUCCAGAGCUGCGGCUCAUCUAUUCCAAGAGGGAGGACGAGCGCGAAGAGGAAGAAGAGAAGUCAGAGAAGGAUCCACUGACUGUAAAGGCGCUGGCAAAGGAGAGCAAGAUCGACCCUGAGUUCAGGAGGCAGAUGUGGGCGCUUGUGUCUGAAAGGCAGCGACAGAAUCAUCAACCGGGCCGCAAGAGUGGACCCGAUGAUGCAGCAAGCCAGUCAGCACCUCAGAGCAGUGCGUGAAGUGAGCGAGAGAGAGUGCCUAACAGAUCGCAGACUGGAUCAGGGACAGUGUUGGAGUGCGUUGCACUGUCCAGUGCUUGUGCGCUGUUGACGGAGGUUCCUUCAAGGAACCAAGUGUCAAACUGUAUUUGUUUGAUCUACCAUGAUUGACGUCGACGCCACUGG